Daldinia decipiens is the source of this 825-nucleotide messenger RNA. RefSeq lists its product as uncharacterized. Bases 171 to 737 code for a protein of 188 amino acids. The record is from RefSeq and is a predicted model, not a curated record. The transcript has 2 exons. NCBI's taxonomy places the organism in Eukaryota, Fungi, Ascomycota, Sordariomycetes, Xylariales, Hypoxylaceae.
CAAUACUUAGGUACCUCCUUGUGUAACCGAUAGAAGCUCCAACAGCGCGGACGUAAUCGCAAUCGCAAUCGCAAUCGCAACGUCAUUUCGAAAAUUUACCAAAACCUCAAGGUUGUCACACCCCCGUUUCUCUGCAAACGCCAAAUAAGACGAGGAAUACAACAUCUACAAUGGGGGCAAAAGCAUCAAAACCCGCCCAAACGACCACGCGCAAAUUCCCCACCAGAGCACCCGGCAGUGCCGCUCCUCCACCACACGCCCGCCCGCGGCCGGCAGUGCAACGGACCCCCGAGCCGCGAGCCUCGCUUACGAAAGAUGACGCAAUCAAAGCGGAUAGCAUAGACCCGGACCCGAACCCGUUUACAAACGCAGCCUUCUCGCAGCGGUUGAAGCAGAUGGGCGUCGCAACGCCCAACCCGACGCUCUCGAACUCGUCCACGGCGUCGUCCUACCCCGGCGCGCCGGACCAAGGACCGCGGAGCCGUGGGUUCCCCUCGCCGGCGCAGAACCCGACGCUAAGCGCCCUGGAGGCGCGGCAACGGCUGGAGGAGCGUGCGACGCUUGAGUUUGAGAAUGUUCGGCAGGGGAGGGAGUUUUUGGACGUGGGGACGUUGAAGCAGGCGCUGGUGCUGCAGGCGCGAGGAACACCGGCCGCUGAUAUCGAGACGAGGUUGCGGCUUAAGAGCGGUGUUGUGAAUAGGUUAGGGCCUAAGGGGGUUACUUUGCCCUUGACUUGACUUAGGGGCAUGAAAUUACACCUGGGGGAGGAAACACGAAAAACAAAUAAAUCAAGUUUGCUGCAUGGCGGAUUUACUAGGGCCCACG